Condylura cristata (star-nosed mole) is the source of this 1377-nucleotide messenger RNA. It is a transcript of the gene SLC25A22, whose product is annotated as solute carrier family 25 (mitochondrial carrier: glutamate), member 22. The record is from RefSeq and is a predicted model, not a curated record. Gene Ontology annotation, molecular function: L-aspartate transmembrane transporter activity; L-glutamate transmembrane transporter activity. NCBI's taxonomy places the organism in Eukaryota, Metazoa, Chordata, Mammalia, Eulipotyphla, Talpidae. The annotation marks the transcript as partial. Gene Ontology annotation, biological process: aspartate transmembrane transport; L-glutamate transmembrane transport; malate-aspartate shuttle. The transcript has 8 exons.
UCUGACCCCCUCUCCUCCAGCCUGCCCGCCAAGCUCAUCAAUGGCGGCAUCGCCGGGCUCAUCGGGGUCACCUGCGUGUUCCCCAUCGACCUGGCCAAGACCAGGCUGCAGAACCAGCAGAACGGCCAGCGCAUCUACACCAGCAUGUCCGACUGCCUGAUCAAGACCAUCCGCUCCGAGGGCUACUUCGGCAUGUACCGCGGAGCCGCCGUGAACCUGACCCUCGUCACCCCUGAGAAGGCCAUCAAGCUGGCAGCCAACGACUUCUUCCGCCACCAGCUCUCCAAGGAUGGGCAGAAGCUGACGCUGCUCAAGGAGAUGCUGGCGGGCUGCGGGGCAGGCACCUGCCAGGUGAUCGUCACCACCCCCAUGGAGAUGCUCAAGAUCCAGCUGCAGGACGCGGGGCGCAUCGCUGCCCAGAGGAAGAUUCUGGCCGCGCAGGCCCAGCUCUCUGCCCAGGGGGGCCCUCAGCCCACAGUGGAGCCCCUGGCCGCCCCCCGGCCCACAGCCACCCAGCUGGCCCGGGACCUGCUGCGGAGCCACGGCGUGGCAGGCCUCUACAAGGGCCUGGGCGCCACGCUGCUCAGGGAUGUGCCCUUCUCCAUCGUCUACUUCCCCCUCUUUGCCAACCUGAACCAGCUGGGCCAGCCCGCAUCCGGGGAGAAGUCGCCCUUCUACGUGUCCUUCCUGGCCGGCUGCGUGGCCGGGAGCGCAGCUGCGGUGGCCGUGAACCCCUGUGACGUGGUGAAGACCAGGCUGCAGUCGCUUCAGCGUGGCGUCAACGAGGACACCUACUCGGGGUUUCUGGACUGUGCCAGGAAGAUUCUCCGCCACGAGGGCCCCUCCGCCUUCCUGAAGGGCGCCUACUGCCGCGCGCUGGUGAUCGCCCCACUGUUCGGCAUCGCCCAGGUGGUCUACUUCCUGGGCAUCGCCGAGACCCUGCUGGGGCUGCUGCAGGACCCCCGGCCCUGAGCCCGCCGCCCCCUCUCCCCCAGCUCCGCGGGACCAGGUGCCGCCAGAGACGGCCCGGGCGCCUUUCCCCUCCCCACGGGGUGCCCGGGAGCCGGGGAAGGGAGGUGGGCCCCAGGGGCCUCCCGCCGCGUCCCUGGUGUCAGUGUGGUGUGUCCUAGACGGCGCAGAACCUCCACAUUCCUGGAGCCAGCCCCCCAGCUCUGCCCGGCCGGACACUCCAGGACAGAGCUGGUCUCUGGGCUGGGGGCCCCAGCCCCGGCUGGGCGAGCUGGACCCUACUCCCCCACCCACCGGUUCUCGUCCCUGAGCCGUGGCCCCUCGUCCAGGGAGGCGCCCUACAGACCUAUUUAUUAACCCCCAGCACAGGCGGCGCUGCCUCCCCCCUCCCCCGCCAGCCGCCUGGGG